This is a messenger RNA of Phytophthora infestans T30-4, 276 nucleotides long. RefSeq lists its product as uncharacterized. The transcript has 2 exons. The record is from RefSeq and is a predicted model, not a curated record. The coding region runs from base 1 to 276 and encodes 91 amino acids. NCBI's taxonomy places the organism in Eukaryota, Oomycota, Peronosporomycetes, Peronosporales, Peronosporaceae.
AUGCCGGAUCACUGUCGCCUGAUGGGAUACGGAGACGCUUACACUUCCGCUGAGCUCGAAUCAGACGCAGAGGCAGCAUUAGAUGCUAGCAACGAAGCCGGCUCGGAGGCACCUGUCGUUUCCGACGAUCCAUCAGACGCUGCAGUUGAGCCUGACUCGGAGGCAUCAGACGACCCAGAGGUUUCUGCCUUGGAAGUUGCUGAAGCAGUGGUUUUUGCCGAGACCCGAGUCCAAAUUGCGCCUAUCUUGACGAUUGCCUUGUCGCUUAAGCCGUAA